Platichthys flesus (European flounder) is the source of this 9126-nucleotide messenger RNA. It is a transcript of the gene arhgap23a, whose product is annotated as Rho GTPase activating protein 23a. The record is from RefSeq and is a predicted model, not a curated record. The transcript has 24 exons. Gene Ontology annotation, molecular function: protein binding. Lineage: Eukaryota; Metazoa; Chordata; Actinopteri; Pleuronectiformes; Pleuronectidae. Gene Ontology annotation, biological process: signal transduction. Bases 1054 to 6576 code for a protein of 1840 amino acids.
UUAGCGGCGGGAUCACAGCUUUUCUCACUGGGUUUGUGUCUCCUACACACACAGAAACACAGACACACACACAUGCAGCACAUGUGCAGCCACCAGCCUUCCUCUUCACGCAGAGACUACAGUGGACUGAGCCUAUCAGCAGCAGGCGACAGGGGACAUCUCCAUCUGGACUGUUAACUGCUGAUGCCGGGCGCCACCACACGACACCCCAACCCCGACGUCUGGCCCCGGUGAUGUCCAGCAUCUUUUGGGGGGGAUUGGACUACAGCGCAGCACAGUUUUGUUUGUUUGCUGAAGAGUGUUCGACCAGUUCAUGCGGAGGCAGUGAGCGGUUGUUUGGAGAAGGGUUGAGUAACGAAAACCAGGAGGGAAGAGAAAGCAACAGAGAAAAAAGGAGAGAGAGAGGGAGGGAUGAGAUGUCCAAUGCUUGCCGGGAUAAAGACCUUGGGACCGAGAUGAGAGCGAGAUGAAGGGAUUUGUUUGGCACUAGAGAGAGAGAGAGAGAGAGGGGGAGAGAGAGGGGGAGAGGGAGAGAGAGAGAGAGAGAGAGAGGGAGGGAGGGAGGAGAGUCAGAGGAUCCAGCCCUCUGGGACAGUUUUGGGGGUGGACAGAUUGGCUUUGUAUGCAGAACAUCACCGGACACCGACGGGAGGCACGCUGUCAGUUGUUCUCUGUGUGUGUCUGUAGUGAAACCAGACCUACCUCUGAUCCCAGCGCCACACACGCUCCUCCAUCUGCUGCCCAGGACCCUGCCUUCUGCUUCCGCCGGACUGAACCCCCUCGGAGAGCGAGUGUGUGUUCAGGGUCCGACUCCCGGAGGUCAGGAGUGACAGGCUGUGAUAUGGAACUUGUGGGAUUAAACUUUCCGGUAACGGCGAUGGCCUGGAGCCAUGAGAUGGAAUGCACAGACGCUUGAGUCAAUGACCGGAGGAUCCCAGAGGAAGCUGCACUAGAACCAGUAACCCACCUCCCCCGUUUGGCUUGAUUGUACCUUCAAUAUUUCAGCGUCUGAGACCGGGUGUGGUUACCUGAGUGUGUGUGUGUGAGCAGCUCAUGUGGACAGAGAGGCAUGCAGAUCUGAGCAAACCCUGCGCCCCGAUGCCCGCUGCUAUGCUCCCUUGCCCUGCACCGGUCGGGUCUGACUGGAGCUUCCAGAACCCGGUGGGUGUGGAUUGCAGCUCCCCCGAACCUCGCUGCAUCUGGCUGGCGGUUCUGCGCGGCACCACGGGCCCUGUGCCAGCGCCGUCCCCACCACCCGUUAUGGCUACUGGGCCCAGAAAAAGCUCUCUUCAGCCCAGGGCUAAGGGUCGGAGGGAUGGUCUCUCCUCAGCCGGUGACAACCCUCGGCCGCCGAUGGCGACCCGGUCGGGAAGGGAGGGGGUCGGCAUGGGCUGGAAGGGUCCCCGGACGCUGGUCCUCCGCAAGAACUCCCAGGGUUUUGGGUUCACGUUGCGCCACUUCAUCGUUUACCCUCCAGAGUCCACCCUGCACACCAACCUCAAGGAUGAGGAGAAUGGAAAUGGAAAGGGGUAUCAGAAAGGUCGCCUGGAGCCGAUGGACACCAUAUUUGUGAAGAACGUGCGGGAGAAAGGUCCGGCCCACCAGGCGGGCUUAUGCACAGGGGAUCGGCUGGUGAAAGUGAACGGCGAGAGUGUUUUAGGGAAGACGUACUCGCAGGUGAUCGCCCUCAUUCAGAACAGUGAGAGCGUGCUGGAGCUCUCCAUCAUGCCAAAAGAUGAAGAUGUGCUUCAGUUGGUAAGUGCGUAUUCCCAGGAUGCCUACCUGACAGGCAACGAACCCUAUUCAGGGGGAGCUGAGCAUCUCCCACCCCCACCGCCCCUCUGUUACCCACGCACCAAGACCACCACCCCUGCUGGAGCCCCUCCACCUACGCCCAUGGGCCAGAACCAGCUGGAUAACUGGAGUCGCUGGCCAGGCUCUUCCAGCCCCUCUUCACCCCUGGAUAACCACUCGGCUUUGGGCAGCCCCGCCAGCUGGCAGGAGGGGCGGGCGGGAGAGCCUGGAGGUGUGGGUCACAGCAGCCCGGCCCACCGCACAGAGGAGAUCCAGUAUGGUAUGACCAGCAAGCAGCCUCAGGGCCAGACCAGGGGGCGCUCCUACUCUUCCUCUUCCUCGUCAGGAGGCCCCUUGUCCAGCCCGCUCCAAGUCCACUACCCCAACCACCACGCUGUCAGUCCCCCUCAGCCCCAGCCACGGAAGUCCAGCUCGGCCUGGAGCAGUCCUCCCCUGCCACAGCUCAGCCACGGUCAAAACGAGCGCUGCCAGCAGGCGCUGACUGACUGGUUCUACAGCCAGCGGCCUGAGCACUCAGGACGCUGCAUCCAGACGCGCCACCGCAGCUACUCUCAGGACCGACUCAGUGAAACAAGGAGGCAGCAGCAGCGGUCAGGUGGCUGGCCGCACAGCGCCUCCCAGGACACUCUGCUGUUAUUGCAGCAGCAGUCAGGACCAGGACCCCACGGAGAGCCGUGCUGGUCAUAUGGAGACUGGGAGGGGGGCCCGGGUAGGGGUCCCCCUGGCACUAACUAUACUCGAACUCGCUCGGAAAACCUUCUGGCCCAGUACGAUCGCCAUGGCCGCUCGUUAGAGAUGCUGGACCGAACAGCAGCUGGAGUAGUCUCACCUCGGUUCGAGAGGCCAUCAUGGCACCAACAGGCUCCAAAGCCGCCCCCCAGGACUGAUGCUUACCCAAGACAGGGGGGACAUUUUGUUGCAUCACAAGCUCCUCUGGUACCACGACACACACAGUCACAUUCUAAACACCACCCACAGCCACAUACCCAGGCCCACUUGCAGCCCCAGGCCCAACAAGCUGCCCCCCAGACCAGGCGGCUACCCACUGGGCAGAGCAUGGACGACCAGCCUGUGGGCUACCGCAGCUACAGCCCCUCUUUUUACCGCAAGACAGGCCGCAUCAUGCAGCAAGCCCACUCUUUCAGGGACCCCUCAUACUCUGGCCCUCACUUGAACUGGAACUCAACACCUAAAACCAGCCCCCCAGAGGUCACAGCGGCGCCCAUCACCUCCUCUACGGCCUCUCCCCUUGCCUCCGCCACUCCGGAAUCCCAGGAUAGAGCUUACAGGCCGACGAACCACGAGAGGGAACGAGGGUCGGUGGAGGGGGAGACGGAGGUGGUGCCACAGACCCAGGAAGUUGUGUUGAGGCAGAAACCUCCGACCGGGCGGAGGAACGCCCACGGCUUGCGUCAUCCCCACUACGCGCUGCCCAUGGACGGGCUGGAACCCUCUUUGUUUUCCACAGAUCCUCAGGACCCCGCUCCUGGUUCCUCAGGAGACGUGGCCCCGCGCAAACCAAACGGCAACCUCGCCCCGCUCUCCAUAGAGGAUGACUCUCUGGCCUCCAUCCCCUUCAUUGAUGAGCCAACCAGCCCCGGCGCUGACUUGCGCGCCCGCCACGUGCCGGCCUCCUCCGUGGUGUCCAGCGGCAUGAGUUCGGCGCCCGCCGUUGUCACCAGCCCCGCCUCCCCCACCUUCACCUUCCCCCUCACUAGGCUCUUCUCACAUGACUGCAGCAGUAUUAAAUCCAGUCGCCGUUCCUCCUAUCUUCUAGCCAUCACCACGGAGCGCUCCAAGUCAUGCGACGAAGGACUCAACACGUUCAGGGAGGAAGGCCGGGUCUUCUCGAGGCUACCAAAGAGAGUGAAGAGUUUCUUCACCGACGGGUCGCUGGACAACCUUGGGACAGCAGAGGAGGUUCGAUCUAAACGUCACUCCACCUCCGAGCUGGGAAACAUCACAUACAGCGACGUGCGGCGGGAAGGAUGGCUGCACUACAAACAAAUCCUCACCGAGAAGGGCAAGAAGGUGGGCAGCGGCAUGCGUCCGUGGAAGCGAGUCUUUUCGAUACUUCGCUCCCAUUCGCUGUUCCUCUACAAGGACAAGAGGGAGGCGGUGCUUCGCGGGGCCACGAUCGGUGGCUCGGCGGAGGACGACCAGCCUAUCAGCAUCCGGGGCUGCCUGGUGGACAUCGCAUACAGUGAGACCAAACGAAAACACGCCCUGCGACUGACCACGCAGGACUUCUGUGAGUACCUGCUGCAGGCGGAGGACCGGGAGGAAAUGCUGGACUGGAUAAAAGUCAUCAGGGAAAACAGCAAGACAGACAGCGAGGAACUUGGGUUUUCCAGACAGGCCCUCAUCAAUAAAAAACUGAAUGAUUACAGAAAACAAAGUCCGACAGGCAGCAAGCCAGACUCGUCUCCCAGGAUGGCCCGCAUGAAGCCUCCCUUCCUGCUCAACAAGACGGAGAACGCCGCCGCAGCGCCACGCUCCCCAAAGCAAGAUGGCAAAGAUGAGAGCAGCCCGCCAAAGUCUCCGUGGGGCAUCAACAUCAUGAAGAAAACAAAAAAGGCCGGGCCCAAAGCUUUCGGUGUGAGGCUGGAGGAUUGUCAGCCUGGUGUAAUUAACAAGUUCAUCCCAUUGAUUGUGGAGAUCUGCUGCGGCCUGGUGGAGGAGAUGGGUCUGGAAUACACCGGAAUCUACAGGGUCCCAGGGAAUAACGCCGUCGUGUCGAUGCUUCAGGAUCAGCUCAACAAGGGCGAUCAGAUCAACCCUGCAGAGGAGAAGUGGCAGGACCUGAACGUCGUCAGCAGUUUACUCAAAUCCUUCUUCAGGAAACUCCCGGAGCCGCUCUUCACCAACGACAAGUACAACGACUUUAUCGAUGCCAAUCGGAUGGACAAUGCAACUGACAGAUUAAAGACAAUGAAGAAACUGAUCCGAGACCUUCCUGAUUAUUAUUUCCACACUCUGAAGUUCCUGGUUGGCCACCUGAAGACGGUGGCAGACAGCGCAGAUAAAAACAAGAUGGAGCCUCGUAACCUGGCGCUGGUGUUCGGGCCGACGCUGGUUCGGACGUCUGAGGACAACAUGAAAGACAUGGUCACACACAUGCCGGACCGCUACAAGAUAGUCGAGACGCUCAUCCAGCAUUACAUCUGGUUUUUCACUGACGAACUAGACAAGGACGAAAAGACGCCUGUGGACACGGAGGACGUGCAGCCUGUCCCCAACAUCGACCACCUGCUGCCUAACAUCGGCAGGACCGCUCUGCUCGGGGAAGCCUCAGACUCAACCAACAGUGACUCAGCUAAAUCGAAGGGGUCGUGGGGGUCAAAGAAGGACCUCACAGCAAAGGAUUUCCUGACUCUGUCCAUCAUGUCAGCUGUAUCAGGCCGCAAGCGCAGGAAGCGGCAUAACGGCCGCCGCGUGGGCAGCACCGACGACGACGACUCAGAGCACGAGCCAAUCAAAGCCGGGGCAGAGGAGGGAGAGGAGGCGGCGUCUCCUGCAGGGGACACUGCUCCUCGGGCAGAGGCAGAGGAAGAUGACGAUGAUGAGGAAGAAGAAGAAGAAGAGGAAGAUGAGGAAGUUGUAGAAAGCGGAGUGAAAGAGGAGGUAGAACAAGAGGUGGUGGCGGUUAUUCCCAGUCGGCCGUGCUGCAAAGAGGAAGAGGAUGCAGGAGGAAGACAGGCAGUGAUACUGCUGCAGGAGGAAGAGGCCAGGGCAGAGGUUAAAGGGCCGGCAUGGCGAUCGCGGGAGGAUGCACGCUCCAUUGUUUCCGGUUACUCCACCCUCUCCACCUUAGGGCGCAGCCUGGGGUCAGAGGGGAGGGGGGACGAUGGUGAUGACGAGAACAGCGAGCUGGUGAGCGAGACGGACAACGAGAGCGGCUUUGCCUCGCGCUCCCUCACCCAGGAGAGACCCGACAAACACACAAACACACCCGUGAACACACAACCGCCAGCAGCCCAGCGCAGCUUCCUCUACACACACUACAAGCCCCCGGUUCUCUCACCCACAAACCUGCUCGCACCGCCCACACCGCUCACACAUACACCAGACUCUGCGGAGAGGAGUGAAGGAGGAGCGCGCUCCACCACGCCCUCGUCCUCCUCCUUCUCCUCCUCCUCCACCACUCACAGACUGCACUCGCGGCCUUCCUUUAACUCCCACAAGCUGAUCCAGUGUGACACUCUUGCCAGGAAGAAGAUGAAGUCGGAGAAGUCAAAUGCUCGCUCCCUGGACAUGAUGGAGCUGGCCGAGGCCUCCGCCCAGUGCGACGGGGCCGGCUCUGGGUCGGACGGUGCGCCCAGAUUGAGGAGGGAUACAUCCAGAACCAACCCCUCCUCAGGCAGCAGUCAAGAGAGCCUGCGCCCGGCCCGGCCCAAAACCGCUCUGCCGCCCUGCGAGGCCGCCUCCUUCACCCCGACCGGCCCUGGCGGCAGGUCUCUGGCUGAGCAGGUUCGCGCUCGCCUGCUGGGAUCCGCCGACGACCUGCGCAGCGUGGGACUGCGAAAACCGCUCUCACCUGAGACGCGGAGGAAGAGACGGGCCUGGCGCAGACACACCGUGGUGGCCUCCCCGACUGAGACGUCCGACAAGAGACCCACUAUGAUUUUCAAUGACUUCCCCCUUUCUCCAAUCAAUCAAAACCAGGUCAAAUCACCAGGGCUGCCUCGGGAUGCAGACGUUCUCGAUCAAGAACCUACUGCACGUCAAGUACCCACCUCUAGAUUCCACCAGUACCUGUGAGCCCCUAACCCCUAACCCCCCCCCCCCCCCCCCCCUGCAGGUCAUUAGACCCCAGCAGCAGCGUGAACAAGUGUUGUGGUUAGUUGCCAGGUGCAACACGGUGAACCAAUGAAACGGUCCGUCAGAGCAGCCCACCCUUCUCUUUUUUGAUAAGCUCCGUUUGCAUGGCGAGGGGCAUUCGGGUGUUGCCAAAGCUUUUGUUUUCUCUCUUUCCUAUAUGUGUGCUUUUAUAGAAAAUAAACAGGAACAGGGCAGAGACACAAACAGACCUCAUCACAAUCAAUGUCACAGCCAAGAAUUCUCAUGUGAGCAACCACCGAGCGUCUUUCCCGUCUUCUCCUCCUUCCAGCCUGGCUCACAGACGUAAACAUAGGGUUAAAACCCCUUCAAGGGACCAGAGGAGGGUUCGGAAACGCGACCUUCCUGUGUCUCUUGAGAAAAAUGGUGCUUCUUAUCAAGUGGAAUUACAAAAUUUCUCCCAAACAAACGUCUGUGAGCCAGAAGAAUUAAUAGUCAGGUUAAAACAAUUUCAAGAGGGAUGUCAAUUGAUCUUUUCAUAUCAGUCUUCCUUAUCUGUUACUCCCCAGACCACACACACUGUUAAUCUCCGAACAACACACACAUUAGGUCAGAGACACAAAGUACACUCCUCUCUCUCUCUCUCGCUCUCUCUACGUGUUUAUAAUGUUUUUGCGCAACAAUAUUCGUGAUGAUGUCCGAGCGUGCAGGUGUUUGUGUUGAACAAUUUUGUAACAUUUGUACAAAGCCUUGUUAAGUUAACCUUGUAAAUAUAAAUAUUAUGUUAUCAAAUUUGUUUUCACUUUUUUUAGUUCUUUUUUUAUGGUUUACAAAACAAAACGUGCGUACAAAGUGCACAGUCAUUUCUUUCAAGAUGUUACUUGAAAAUGUUUCCCUUAAUAUAUUAUUUUUUUGUUUUAUAUUCUCUAUAUAUAUAUUAUAUAUAUAUAUAUUUUGUAUUAAAGUGAAAAAAAGUACUUUUAUUGUGAUUUCACCUCUUGGGUGUACCUGUUCCAAGGAGACGAGAUAAACACGACUAACCCUGUUCCUUAUUUCUUCAUUGAUGGCCUUUCUCUCUGACUCUCAGCACUCUGCAGACAACUUUUAUCUUGAUUAAGUCUUAGAAAUAAGUUUAUCUGGGGACUUUAUACUCAGCAGUGUUGCAUCAACAUGUAGCAAGAUAAAAACAAUGUAAUCUGUUAAUUAUUACACCAUAUUGGACAGUUUGCAGGCAGCUCAGAGCCACACUGUGACAACUGACCUCAUUAUUUGUUUUUGAUAUUCGUGUCUGGGUUUACUGAGCGUUGCCUUCACUGAUCUGCUCAUAUAUACUGAGCUCGAGACAAAGUAUAUCCCCUCUUGUGAUAAAAGCCGGAGGGGAGGCCUGGCAGUGUUUAACAGACUGUUAAAAUAUUAUGUGGUGCGUAGAAACGGCUACAUUUUCACUGUGUUUUCAUCACAUCCCCUCUGAGGGUUCGUCCGUCUGCACUUUUAUUACAUUGAGGUUAGAUGACCGGGGACUUUUCCACAAGGUCAGGCUCUAAUAAAUCCUCCCUGACUGUGGAAGCGGUGCAUUCAAGGAAAUGAACACAGAACACCUGCUAACAAUCUUAUAGCUUUUAUCCCUCGUUUCACAGCCAACGUGCCAUCAGAAAACAACACAGGCAGGAGGCGCAGCUCCCAAAGUCACCAGAGUCUCGCUUAUUUUCAUCAGACCAAAAGACAAAACCCAGUGAGAACUAAAAUAAUAAUAAUGAUAAUAAUAAUAAUAAUGAUAAGUUAUAGUCUUGUCUUACCUCAAGAUAUUUUCGACAAGUGCCUGAUUUUUUCUGGAAUGUGUUUUCUUUCUGCAGUGCCAUGCUCAGUUCCUAUCUGUCCGUUUCCUUUUGUUGUGUCUGGGUCUCCUCCCUCCUCUCCUGUGGUUGACGGUUUCACUGAGGCACCGACCCAAAGAAUAUGUGCAUCAAAUACAGGCGGUCUUACUGAGAGGAAAUUAAAAAGGAAGAAGCACACUUCACGCCAAGGACAUGUCUAUGCACUCUCUUUGUCUUUAACACAGGCAUCACAUAGCUUUUACUGAUGCUGCUCAGAGGGAGGAGGUGUGGUUUUCUCUCAGCCGCUGUUUCCCUUACCAAACUGAGGCUCUCUCUUUGCCCAGUGAUCCACAGUGUGUGAAUAUGGUACACCUAACAAAAACUCCCUUAGGUCAGAACAGACAACAUCCCAUCGUCCUACAGACGAAACCAAUAGCCCACUUCAUCAACUCAGCUGGUGUGUGUUGUCUGAACUGUGAUCCCCAUCAUGUCUCUUUGUUGUGUUUUUAAAAUAUUUUGUACAUACUAUCUUCAUAUGUAACAUACUGUAUUGUGUACAUUUGGAAUUGCUUUUUGAAUAUAACUAAUAUGAAAAUGACUGGACUUUUUAAAAAAAAGGUUGUCCGCCUGAAACCAUUUCCCCUCAUGGCUGUGUGCUUUAAAGCAAGGUUAUAUGAUGUAAAUAAACAGAACUAUGUUUAAAAAAAAAAAAAGAUAA